AUGGCGCGCAGGAACUGCGUGCCCGUCAUCUGCCACCUAGACCUCGACUGCUUCUACUGCCAGGUGGAGCACCGCCGCCUGGGCAUUCCGCGAGACCAGCCCUUAGCCGUGCAGCAGUGGGACAACGUCAUAGCUGUGAACUACCCCGCGAGGGCUUGCGGCGUCAAAAGGGGCCAAAGAGUCGAAGCUGUGAAGGCCCUUUGCCCCCAAAUAAAGUUAGUGCAUGUGCAAACCCUAGCUGCUGCUGGGGGGGCCGGCGGGCGCGAGCCUAACUGGAGGGCGGAGAAAGUGACUCUGCAGCGUUACCGGGACGCCUCUGCGGAGGUGUUUUCUCUGCUGCUCGACCACUGCCACUCCGUAGAGAAGGCCUCCAUAGAUGAAGUUUAUAUGGACUUGACUUUGCAUGCAGCAGCAAUUAUUCUUUCCCUAGUAAACGAGGGGCCCCCCUCAGACGGCGAGGGUUCGGGGGGCCCCCCGGGGGGCCCCUCGGGGGGCCCCCCGGGGGCCCCCUCCGCAGCGGGGGCCCCUCCAGGGGGGCCCCCGAAAGGGUCAAAGAGGGCAGCAUCAGCCUCUCCUCUGGGGCCCCCCUCAAGCCCAUUAGCCUCACGGGGGCCCCCCCGGGGCCCCCAAGUAGGGCCCCCAGAGGGGCCCCCAGAGGGGCCCCCAGAGGGGCCCCCCGGGGGGCCCCCAGAGGGUCCCAGGGAGAGCCAGGGGGGCCCCCCUGUUGGCCUGGAGCCGCUGCCCUGUGCGGGCCAGUGGGGCCCCCAGCAGCAAACGCCAGGGGGCCCCCCAAGUCCCAACUGCAGCAGAGAAGAGCUGCCUAGGGGGCCCCGGGGGCCCCGGGGGCCCCCAGAAGGGCCCCCCGGAUCCUCCCCUGGCGGGGCCCUUGGGGGCCCCCACGGGGGCCCCUCCGAGGGUUCAGCGGGGGCUUCUCCGGGAGAGCCCCCUGGAGACCCUUGUGGGGCCCCUUCUGGGAAGGGGCCCCCUGGAGGCCCCCGGGGGGCCCCCCGGGGGGCCCCUGAGGUGGGUUUUGAACCCUUGAGGGACACUUCAGUGCUGCCUUCUUUGGAGCAGCAGCAGCUGCUGCUGCCGAGUCUGCGGCGGCGGCUGCUGCGGCGGUUUGGCCUCAGCAACCCCCAAGUCCUCAGAGCCACUGCAGCAGCAGCACGCAGAAGGCCCCCCCAGCUGGUCAGCAGCAGCCAGCAGCAGCAGCAGCAGCAGCACCAGCAGCAGCAGCAGCAGCAGCAGCAGCAGCAGCAGCAGCAGCAGCAGCAGCAGCAGGAGAGCGCUGCAGCUUCAAGCCCGCCCCAAGGCACCUCGCAGCCCCCAGGGGGCCCCCAGGGGCCCCCCUUGGGGGCCCCUCAGGGGCCCCCCGUGGCUGCUUGUGGGGCUGGGGCUGCCCCAG
Molecule: messenger RNA, 1405 nt
Organism: Eimeria necatrix
Lineage: Eukaryota; Apicomplexa; Conoidasida; Eucoccidiorida; Eimeriidae
Exons: 5
Biological process (GO): error-prone translesion synthesis; response to radiation
Cellular component (GO): site of double-strand break; replication fork; nucleus
Molecular function (GO): DNA-directed DNA polymerase activity
Source: RefSeq, a predicted model, not a curated record